This is a messenger RNA of Stereum hirsutum FP-91666 SS1, 1633 nucleotides long. Its product is annotated as NAD-P-binding protein. The transcript is spliced from 6 exons. The record is from RefSeq and is a predicted model, not a curated record. Lineage: Eukaryota; Fungi; Basidiomycota; Agaricomycetes; Russulales; Stereaceae. Bases 287 to 1261 code for a protein of 324 amino acids.
UCGCCGGUGCACCGUUGGUCCAUCACGACCAUCCCGACCAUCGUCACAGCAGGUCACAGUCCUAUCAGGUCCUGUCCCCGCCGACUCCCCGGUAUAUGACGAUGGGGAGGAUGGAACGAGAUUCAAUAUGUGAGAUGAAAGAUGGGACUCAAGUUUAAAAGCUCGUCCAUAAUAUUCUGGACUAAUCCAGAAGAAAUCUCAUUGUCUUCACUUCGACGAACCUCCUACCUAAGCUCAAACAGAUCUUUGAUACUUGUACUCCUGCUCGUCCUGCGUCUCAGUUAACAUGGCCUCCGAACUCCCUCUCGUAGUCGUAUUCGGCGGAAGUGGAUUUGCCGGAACGUCUAUCGUUAGUGCUCUCAUCGAGAGCAAGGACUUCCGCGUCAAGAUCCCCGUCCGACCGUCCUCCAUCUCCAAACCCACCGUCACCAAAUUCCUCGACUCAGCUCCCGACCGCGUCAGCAUCGUCCCCAUCGACAUCGGCACCGCCUCUCCCUCUGCCCUCAGAGAAGUCGUACAAGGCGCAGAGGUAGUGUUGUGCACACUGGUCUAUGAUCAGGUGGACUUGCAGAAGAAGUUGGUCGAUAUCUGUGUGGAGGUGGGGACCGUGAAGAGGUUCGUGCCGAGUGAUUGGGCGAGUGCGGGGGUGAAGGGGGUUAGAUGGUUGUUUGACAAAAAAUUGGAGAUUAGGGAGUAUGUGAGGAACUCAGGUCUUGGCUAUACCUUCAUCGACACCGGCUUCUGGCAUCAAGUCCUCUUCCGUCCACUGACGCCUGCAGGUCUCAUAUACCCCAUCUUCUGGGAAGGCUCCAAGAACAUUUACAACGGUGGAACCGUGAAGACGGCGUGUACCGACCAUGGCGACAUGGGGAGGUUUGUGGCAAGGAUCAUUAAAGAUUCGAGGACGAUGAAUCAAUAUGUUUUUGUUUGGGCCCAGGAGGUGACACAGUCGGAGUUGCAGGCAUUAGCACAUGAACUAGGCGAUCCCACCCUCGAGGUCAUACCCCGUGACACCGAAUACGUCCUCUCCAAGAUCGAAGAAACCAAACUCGCAAACGACUACGAAAGCCUCGCCUACUGGCAGUACCACCACUCCCUCUGGAUCCUCGGAGAGAAUCUCGCCUCUAACGCUGUGAAGCCGGAGUUCGGCGGUGCAUUGGACGCGAAGGUGUUGUAUCCUGAUAUGGUCGCGGGGUUGAAAGGUGUGAGGGAGAGCGCGGUGGAGUACUUCGCGGGCGCGAAGGAGAGUUUAAAGGCGUGAGCCUGUCAUGUGUUGGCGGCGAGUGGAAGUCGUGGACAGGAGAGCUGAGCCCUGUGGCGGCAGGAAAGAUGGAGGUAUACGAGACAUGGGCCCGAGAGGCAGAACGGGCGGGAAACUGGGAACGAAAGACACCUAACUGAGGUAGCCGACGUGCGGUUGAGGUAGCUUACGUCGGUAUGAUACCGCGACUGAGUAGUGCUCCGUGGACAGACUGAAUCUAUCCCUCUUUGGACGAAUCUUUUUGGCCGAAGUGGAGAAUGCAGGUUGUUUACAUGCACCGAAGCGCCACACUGCCUCGAGGAACGCAAGAUCCCUCGAGCCUUCUCUUCCACGACAGCUCUUCAAAGCCCUUGAGCGGGCCGAAGGAUUCUU